Messenger RNA from Erinaceus europaeus (western European hedgehog), 2426 nucleotides. It is a transcript of the gene SERPINB10, whose product is annotated as serpin family B member 10. NCBI's taxonomy places the organism in Eukaryota, Metazoa, Chordata, Mammalia, Eulipotyphla, Erinaceidae. Gene Ontology annotation, biological process: negative regulation of endopeptidase activity. Gene Ontology annotation, molecular function: serine-type endopeptidase inhibitor activity. The record is from RefSeq and is a predicted model, not a curated record. The coding region runs from base 92 to 1288 and encodes 398 amino acids. The transcript has 8 exons.
ACAGUUAGAGGUUACUUAACCCAGCCACAAUCUCUUACUAAAGGAAAGAAUUGCCAGUUCCAUUCCAGUGGAAGAAUAUAAGAGUUUUCAAAUGGACUCCCUAGCAAAAUCAAUCAACCAGUUUGCCCUGGAGUUCAGCAAAAAGUUAGCUCCAUAUGAGGAAGGUAAAAAUCUUUUCUUUUCCCCUUUGGGCAUCUCAACCUCCUUGGCCAUGGCUUACCUGGGAACCAAAGGAAACACAGCUGCUCAGAUGGCCCAGGUGCUGCAAUUUAACAGAGACCAGCAAGAUCCUAAAUUUUACCCUAAGAGUGAAAAGCAAAGGAAAAUGGAACCCAACUCAGUCAAGGUUGAAGAAAUACACUUGGACUUCCAGAGCCUUAUUUCAGAAAUCAACAAUCCCAACAAAACCUACAUACUGAAAACAGCCAACGGGGUGUAUGGAGAGAAAACAUACCCAUUUCACAAUAAAUAUUUAGACGACAUGAAGACAUACUUUAGUGCACAACCACAAUCUGUUAACUUUGUGGAAGAUUCUGACCGAGUCCGGAAGGAUAUCAACUCUUGGGUUGAAAGUCAGACUGAGGGUAAAAUCCCUAAUCUCUUACCUGAUGAUGCUGUGGACUCGGCAACCAGAAUGGUUUUGGUGAAUGCUCUUUACUUCAAAGGCAUCUGGGAACAUCAGUUCUCAGCCCAGGACACCACAGAAAAGCCUUUCAGAAUCAACAAGACCACAAGCAAACCAGUGCAAAUGAUGUCAAUGAAAAAAAACCUUCAAGUUUUUCACAUAGAAACACCCAAAGCCACAGGUCUUCAGCUCUACUAUGAGAGCGGUGACCUCAGUCUGCUUGUAUUGCUGCCAGAAGAUGACUAUGGGCUGGGUCAGCUGGAGAAAGUUGUCACCUAUGAAAAACUGAGUGAAUGGACCUGUGAGGACAUGAUGGAGACAUAUGAUGUACAUCUGUUUCUUCCCAAAUUCAAGCUGGAAGAGUCUUAUGAUCUCAAGUCAAUCCUUAGCAGUAUGGGAAUGAGUGAUGCCUUUAAUCCAAGCAAAGCAGAUUUCUCAGGAAUGUCUUCUGAGAGAAACCUAUUUCUGUCCAAUGUUUUCCACAAGUCAUUUGUGGAAAUCAAUGAACAAGGCACAGAGGCCGCAGCUGGCAGUGCCAGUGAGGUGGGUUUUCGAAUAAAAGUCCCCUCCAUGGAAUUCAAGGCAGACCACCCAUUCCUUUUCUUCAUCAGACACAACAAAACCAAGAGUAUCCUCUUUUAUGGGAGAUUCUGCUCCCCCUAAACCCUACUACUUCCACAUCAAACAAAACUCUCCUGCAGUGUGAAGAGUAAAUACCAGACAGUAAUCCACACUUAUAAUGACAACCAGUGGGUAGCUAUUUCUUAUCUGAAUAUUCAAUGCCAUAACUUGAAGUAAUGCUUCCUGGUGACUUUACCAGAUCUGUGGAACCAGAGUUAGUGGCACAUUUUGCCUUUAAUACUCAACAUUUUGUUUUCCUGUGACAUUUAUUUACAUUUAAGAAGGUGUGUUUUCCAGUUGAGUGUCUCACACUUAUUAGUUAGCUUGUCACUGUAGUGUGGCCGUCACUCAUAUUUCACAUUCACCACAGACUGAGGAAACUUUUUUCUGAAAGUGACAUAAAAUUCUUGCUGAACAAGGAUUCUCUCAAGAAUACUACAGGUGUUCAUAAAAUAUUCUAACUAAACCUUAUUUUCUGAUAUUGAAAAUCUACAUCUUGACAUUAGUGGGAAAAUUAUUAAAAUUCUAGUUGAAUCUAGAACUUAGAUAAUAGCAAUGAAUAAAUGUUGACAUCUCGGUUUGAAAAAGUGUCCGUAGCAAUGUCAGGGUUUUGUUUGAUUGUUUUUGCACUAAGGAGAUCUGUGUUAAGAUUAUGAAGGGAUCUAUGCAUUAUGUUUUAUAUUUUUGUGGUACUGAAAUUAUUCAGAAAUAAACAUUUUAUACAUUUUUUUCUCUGUAAGUUUAGAAUGUAUAAACAAACCUGCUUUCUGAACAGUUUGACUGUCUUUCUUUUCUUGCUUAAUUGGAAUGUGAUUGCAUUAUGUAGGUUUCUACUCCCUUCCAUGAUAUGAAUGGCAGUAUUUCAUCUUUACUGCUGAAUAGUAUUUCAUUUAUUUCUAGUUCCUGGUUUAAAAUGAAAUUCAAAACACAGUAAUAUAUUUGCUUAUAAAAUUUUAUGAAACUAUAAAUUUUCUCAUUUAUGUUAGUCUGUUUUGUUACAAAAAGAUAUGCUUGACAAAAUGUCUUAAAGCUGACUGUUUUUCUAAUUUCUUCUGAAAUAUUCACAUACAGGUGCUUGCUUUAUGGCUGUUUUUAUCUGUUACUCUAAUUUUUGAGAUCAGUUGUAUCACUCUAGGUUGCUUUUCCCAUAUUCAUAUAAUAAAGUAAAUGUGUGACUCCA